Molecule: messenger RNA, 4171 nt
Organism: Cataglyphis hispanica
Lineage: Eukaryota; Metazoa; Arthropoda; Insecta; Hymenoptera; Formicidae
Gene: SoxN
Product: transcription factor Sox-2
Exons: 2
Coding region: 1302-2699 (465 amino acids)
Biological process (GO): regulation of DNA-templated transcription; anatomical structure morphogenesis; cell differentiation
Molecular function (GO): DNA-binding transcription factor activity, RNA polymerase II-specific; RNA polymerase II cis-regulatory region sequence-specific DNA binding
Source: RefSeq, a predicted model, not a curated record
GGCCGAGAGAAAUGAUGGCAGGCGCGCUUGCCAAUCGAUUGCCUGCUGUACCCUCGAGCCCGGUCUGUCGGUCGGGCACGGUCCCCGCUCUAUACCUGAACGUAGGUAGGGGGUUGAGAAAGAGGGAGCUCGAAACUCGAGGGGAAGGGGACUGCCGUUGGCAGGAAGUGAGCUCCGCGACCCCAAGGCGUAUGGUACAAAUGCUCAGACAGUUUCGUUCUCUCGUGCAGAGUGGAAGUUGUGUCACCUUUCUUCUGCAUCGGUUAUUCUUCGUUUUCGUUGACAUCGUGGUAGAAGAGCGAACGGGGAAGAAGCAAUAAACAAUAAAACACGUAGACACGUGCUAAGCCACGGGGCUAAGCCUACACACGGGGGAACCUGUAUACGCGAGUGAAGAACUCGGAAGGAUACCUCGAAGACAGGAACAGUGAUCGUGAACAGUGACAUUUGGUUCGCUGGUCCUCCGUUGGUUUUGCUUUUCUGGUCUCGUUCAUUCUACCGCACGCGCCGUUUAGGUGCCAUCGUCGGAUUUCAAAGAAGACCGCCGCGCCGGAGCAUCCGUGUUUUGCUGAUGCGUCGUUGCCGCAUUGUCGUGACGCGAUUCGUCGAGCGUGCCGUGGCCCACAGCCAGUCAGAACGGAUGGCGAACGGUACGGAGUGGUGAGAGAGACUAGCAAGUGAGGGGAAGAAAGUGUGAUAGUGUCGUCAGUUCUCGCUCGGACUCUGUGACUCACAGAUCGUACGAAGAUCUCUUUGGUGAAAGCUGCAAAAAGAAGAUAGAAAAGAAAUCGCAUUACAAAACGGACAGUGCGUAGGAGGGCGGUGUCGAGUAGUAUGACGAUCGCGAGUGGUACUUUCUGCCGAGUUCGCGUUUAUACGGGGUUGGGCGCCUCAUGAACGACACUUGCGACUGGAUCCAAGGAACUGCGUGAAAUAAAGAUCGUAUACGUACGGAAUGCGCCUUCGUAGUUGGCACAUUGUACGACCACCAGUGCGCCCACGCGAUCGUGUAAUCGAUUGAUCUUACGCAGUGCCGAGAAACGUGCACGCGCGUGUCAGAAUUUUCCACUGACAAAAUAGAUGGUGGCUACGACUUGGUCAAUCUAGAAUCGGACGAUCUUGAUAUCACUGCUUCAGAGACAGUUUUGCGUAUAGAGAACGUGAGGAAGAAGUGAUAACUCGGUUAACCCGGAUAAUUAGCCGGUGAUCGAUCUGAUAAUCUCGGCGUGUUCCGUUGAUUUUCUUGACGUCGAACGGUACUAGAAAACGGCGGCAAACUGUACGGGCACAGGGAGGAAGACAUGCUCACGAUGGAGACGGACAUGAAGGGCGGCAAUCUGCACGGUCAGAUGCCACCGCAUCCGCACCAGGGUGUAUCGCCGAUGGGUCACCAUACGGGAAUGUCUCCUUAUGGUACUCUCGGUUCGAUAGUUCACAGCCCGGCGCUAUCGGGAAGUCCACCCAGCGCGGCCGGUCUAAGUCUUGGUCUUCAACAUCAUCACCAGACAUCAGCUCAGCAUCAUUAUAGUUCGAUGGCAGCCGCCGCUGCUGUUCAACAACAGCAGCAAAACAUGCACGCAAUGGCUGCGCAACAGAAUGCCCAGCAGCAGCAACAACAGCAGCAUCAUUCUCAUCAACAACAGCAACAGUCGCAAUCGCAACAGCAUCAUCAGCCUAAUAAUCAUAGCAACCCCAAUAAUCCCAACAACCCUAGCAACUCUGCCAACGCCAAGAACAACAAUCUGGAUCGCGUGAAGAGGCCGAUGAACGCCUUUAUGGUAUGGUCGCGCGGCCAGCGGCGCAAGAUGGCUCAGGAAAAUCCGAAAAUGCAUAAUUCUGAGAUCUCGAAACGCCUCGGUGCCGAGUGGAAACUGCUGAGCGAGUCAGAAAAGCGUCCGUUUAUCGACGAGGCGAAGCGACUGCGCGCAGUUCACAUGAAGGAGCAUCCGGAUUAUAAAUAUCGACCACGACGCAAGACAAAGACCUUACUGAAGAAGGAAAAGUUUCCACUUACCGGCGGCGUCGCCGGUGUUAGCGGUAUGCUCGUCGAUCAGCGACAAGUCAGCAGCGGCGGACCGCAGCAGCCGCAAUUGUCGCGCGAUCACUAUCAAAUGUCCAACGGUUACAUGCCCAAUGGUUACAUGAUGCACGAUCCGACAGCCGCGUACCAACAACACGUCGCAUACGGCGGUCACAUGGGAAACGCCGCGGCAGUCGCUGCAGCAUCGGCUGCUGCCUAUCCAAGAUACGACCCCAUGAGCCAUCACAUGGGCGGCGGUAGUCCCAGCCCUAUCAACAAUUACAUGAACGGAUACGGCGGAUACGGCGGUACCACUGUGCCCGGCGGCUCGCCGUCACCCUAUCACCAGGCUCAACCGGGCUCUCAGAUGUCAAGUCAUAGCCCGAGCGGCAGUAGCAUAAAAUCCGAACCGACGAGCCCAGCGAGCGGCGGUAUCCACACGCCGACGCCGACGGCCGGUCCGACGUCGACGGGUGCGGCUGCGGUCGCCAGCCAGGCCGUCAAGCGGGAGUACAUGGGCCAGCAGCAAACGGGCCAGCAAACAUCGCAAGGCGACCUCAGGCACAUGAUCUCCAUGUAUCUACCACACGGCCCCGAUCAAUCCGCGGGUGUCUACUCGCCAGGACCGUCGCCGGACUCUCUUCAUCACUCCAUACAACCGCUCUCACACAUGGACUAGUCAAUCACGAGUUUAUCGAUAGUAACAUCUCCAUGGAUAGGCUCUCGGAGAAAUAUGUCUAAAGAAAAUGAAGCAUAAUAUUUACAUUUGAACGGAAAGGAAUGUUUUGGAUCAUUGAAAAUAAGCCAAGCAUAAUUCUCGCAUUGCCAGAGAUUUGAUCGAAAGAACUAUGCGUUUAAUUCGCGGCGCUAAUCUUUUAUCAUUGAAUAUUGCUGACAAAAUUUUAAGUUGUGCAAUGGUAAUGCAGUUUAUUCCGAUUCGACGAUGUUGAUUGCACCGACGCUCGCUCCGAAUAACGAGAAUUAUCGAUAAUCUUCGUCAAUGUCAUUCGGAGAUUAUCAAUCUUCGAAAUUCGUGAAUCGAGCGUUAUAGACUCGCAGGAGAUCCGUCUUGUGAUUCGUAUUUUUAUAAAUUAUUUUAUCAAAUUGUCAUAUUUAAUUGUUAUAAAAAUAAUUAUUAUAAAUUGUUUAUUUUAUAUUUAGAUUCUUUUGAAUGACUUGCAUUUAAUAAUUUCUUAUUAUAAAUUUAUAUGCAUAAUUGAAAUUAAUUUUUUUUGUAUUAAAUUCUUUUAUUACAUAUACAUAGAUAUGUAUAUAUAUAUAUAUAUAUAUAUAUCUGACUCGAAUUCUCAAGAUAAGGAUCUCCUAUGUACUCUAUGUAUACGCACUAAUUCGUGAGUGUCGCAUUUAUGAGUGUAAUGUCCCUUUCAAUGCUUAUUACGUCCUUAUUAAACGGCUGUGAACAAGAUAUGUACAUAAAUAAUUAUUAUCUUUGUUCUACCUUAUAUAUAUAUACUUAUUUUAUGAACGCGAACACUCACGAUUUUCUAUCGCAGACGAUUUAUCGCAUAUGCUAUCGUGACAAUGCUUCUGGAUCCUCUAUCAUCACACUCCAAUUAACUGCUAAAAACGAUGAUUUACGAUUUAUGUAUAUCACUGAUUCGCACGUUUUUGCGUCGGAAAUACGCGCGACGAGAUGCUUCGCGCACUUAAUUGUUACAAGAGUUAGUAAGAUGAACUUGCAAGACGCUGUUAGAAAAAUUGUAGACCGACGUUUUUCCUAUCGGCAAUGGAGGAAACUUGAACCUUCGAUUUGCGUGAACCAAAGCGCAAACGUGUAGUGCACUUAAUAAAACAUGACACUGACAAUUAUGAAUUUUACUGGAAUAAUAGCUACUUGAACAUAAUAGCUAUUAAUGAUGGUUGCAUCUACUUAGGGUUGCAAUGAACCUACGUUAUGUAUAUAUCCAGUUUUUAUACUAAAUAAAUAAAAAGCAUUUAUUAAAUCGAACUUCAAUCAUUUAUACACUUUUUGCGAACUUUUGUUUCGUACACGAGUUUUUUUAAUCAUCCCCCCCUUGAGCUCCAACUUGAUGCAGGAUUUGUUUCUACUGGAGAUUUGUUUUAAAAAAAUCUUCAAUAUAUAUAUUUAUACGAACUAUAAUCGAAUUCAUAGAAGGCAGGAUACAGCUU